GUCAUGGUGAUCGAGGCCGCGGGCCCGGCCAGACCAGGCGGCUCCAAGUCCCGUCUUCACAGCCACCUCGGGACUGUGGAAGGAUGAGGUCCUCCCUGAUGCCUUUGGGGCCCCCUGUGAGCCGGGACCGCGUCAUCGCCAGCUUCCCUAAGUGGUACACGCCUGAUGCCUGCCUGCAGUUCAAGGAGCAUUUCCAUGGGCAGGUCAGCGCAGCCUGCCAGCACAGGACCACGGGCACUGUCGGGCUCAAAUUCUCCAAGGUGGUUGUCGUUGGCGAUCUCUACGUGGGGAAGACAAGCCUCAUCCACAGGUUCUGCAAGAAUGUUUUCAACCAUGACUACAAGGCCACCAUUGGGGUGGACUUUGAAAUCGAGCGCUUUGAGAUCGCUGGGAUUCCCUACAGCCUCCAGAUCUGGGACACAGCCGGUCAGGAGAAGUUCAAGUGCAUUGCAUCUGCCUACUACCGGGGUGCCCAGGUGAUCAUCACGGCCUUCGACCUCACUGAUGUGCAGACUCUGGAGCACACCAGGCAAUGGCUGGAAGAUGCACUGAGGGAGAAUGAGGUAGGCUCCUGCUUCAUCUUCCUCGUGGGGACCAAGAAGGACCUUCUGUCAGGGGCGGCGUGUGAGCAGGCCGAGGCGGAGGCUGUGCACCUGGCCAACAAGAUGCAGGCCGAGUACUGGUCGGUGUCAGCCAAGACGGGGGAGAACGUGAAGGCGUUCUUCAGCCGUGUAGCCGCCCUGGCAUUCGAGCAGUCGGUGCUGCAGGACCUGGAGAGGAGGAGCAGCACCCGGCUCCAGGUCGGGGAUGGAGACCUCAUCCGAAUGGAAGGAAGUCCACCUGAGACCCCAGAGAGCAGGAAGGCCUCCAGCCUGGGUUGCUGCUAGCUGGGGCCUGCAUUAGAGGCCUCCACCCCUUGCACGCACAUGGGAAGAGGCUUCCGUGACUGGAGGGUGACAUGGAGCCCAGGCUCUGCAGCUUGUCUGCCCUCAAGGUGUAGAGGUCUGUUCCCAUCUCUCCACCUGCCAACUGUGCUGAGCCCCAGGGGCUCUUUGGUAGGUUGGGAGCCAAGAGGGGCCCCCAUGGGCUGCUCAGGGGCCCCACACUGCCCUGCCGGUGGGGCACUGCUGUGAUCUCCCGGAAAGCCAGUUCUUCCUGAAAAGUCAUCAGAUAGUCACCCUUGGCCUUGAGAGGCUUCAGGACUGCAAACUUGGGACACUCCUUCCCCAGCCCACAUCCCUCGCUCAUGGCCUACAUCGACCCUGGCACUGUUUCCUAGCAAUCCUGGAUGUGGCCUCAAAAUCCUCACCUAGUGUUCCAGGCAACCGGGACUUGUCAAGGUCGGCAGCUGAGGAAAAAUCCACCUGCCAUCCCCCCUGGGAGUUUUCUAUUGACAACGGGACUUGCAGUUCUGGGCCUCAAAGCUCUAGGCCUCAUUGUCUGCUGUCCCUCUGCUACAGACUUUCAGGGUCCCUGGGCAGCCCUGCCCCUCCCUGGAGGACAAUGGACAAGAAGUCUCUCAGGCUCCCUCUGGCCAAGGGGCCCUCUCUGGUACCUCUGAGAUUUUCAGAGUCCUGCGCUCCUGGUCAGUGGGCGAGGAUGGACAGAACAAGCCCCUGGUGCCCCUCUGGCCCAUCUGGAUGACUCAUUUCCCUGGCCGUGCUGAGGGAAGAAGACUCAUAGCGCCCCUUGACUAUCUCACUGCUUCAUCCCUUGAGUGUGGCACUGCUCUGCUUGGUCACUCAAACUAGGCCAGGACCCACUGUUGCCUCCCCAUCCAUCUCUCCUGAUGGCCUGCAUGUCUCUUUGGACAUUUGUCAUGGUGUCCACACAUCUUUGGAGGACUUUGGAGGCCGUCUGGAGUCUAGCACAUUCCGUCUCUGCUGUUUCCUCCUGUACACCCAGAGUGGGCAGGAACUCCCAUACCUCCCCCCAGCUCUCUGCCCAGCAUAUCUGUCCAUGGGGUCUUCCCUGACCCCUCCUCUCACUGCUCCUGUCCCCCUGGGUCUGUGCCCACCUAUCUCCAACCACAUUGUGCCAUAGGCAGGUGGAUACGUGUGGCAUCAUCUGCUUCCCGUAGGUGUUGAGCAUUUGAGGGGCAGCGUUGUGGUCUACACCACUGUCCUAGUCCCUGGCAUGCUGCAGGUGCCCCGGGAAUGUUUGACUCACAGCAAUUGCCAAAUAUCAGGGAGGAACGCUAGCCUCUUUCCUGUUCAUUGCCCCUUCACCAUAUUUUUACCUCUCUUUUCUCAUUUAUAAAAAACACUUCUUUAUAUAAAUGACUUUUAAAGGAAUUGCAUGCUUAGUGCAAAGCAAGACAGUGCAAAGCGGAAGCCCCUCCAGUUGGUCCACCACAUUUGCUGGCUGUGUGUCAUUUCACCAGAAUGACCUCAUGAUGUACACACUGCCUGGCGCCCAAAUUCCUAAUGAUCUGCCACCGAGCCCCCUCACUGCCUGCACAUGCCGAACCUCCUCAUUCCUUUAGAGCUGCCCAGUUUUCCUUCAUAUGGAUGGCCCAUGGUUCAUUUGACCUGCCCUAUACACAAGUCAUCCAGUUUGUGUCCAACUUUUAGCUUUUACUGAUGGUGCUGCAGUGGCCAUCCUUGUACUUAUUGCUUUGCAUACUCAGGAUUCCCAAAAGAGGCCUGGCUGGGCCGUUCUCUGGGCUGUGGUCCACUAAACACAGCCUGGAGGGAAAGCAGGUGGCAUCGGGUGUGCGUUAGGGAGUAGUGGGUUUGCUGGGUGCAAUAGAAAGUGUCACAGGAUGGGAGAGCCAGGGUGUGCUGGCUGGACCCAUGGCCCUCCCUUGCUCCUUCGGGCCCCUAGAGGUGUGUGUGUGUAGAGGACACAAUAUGGUGUCCUGCUGUCGCCAGCUCCAGAGCUAGAACCGCACUGUCCAGUGCAGGCCUGCACCUCUGUAAGUGGUCCUUUAUUAAACUCUUCUUGUAUUAUA
Molecule: messenger RNA, 2953 nt
Organism: Galeopterus variegatus (Sunda flying lemur)
Lineage: Eukaryota; Metazoa; Chordata; Mammalia; Dermoptera; Cynocephalidae
Gene: RAB36
Product: RAB36, member RAS oncogene family
Exons: 11
Coding region: 84-887 (267 amino acids)
Molecular function (GO): GTPase activity; GTP binding
Source: RefSeq, a predicted model, not a curated record